Messenger RNA from Gastrolobium bilobum, 2563 nucleotides. Its product is annotated as oxysterol-binding protein-related protein 1D. The transcript is spliced from 8 exons. NCBI's taxonomy places the organism in Eukaryota, Viridiplantae, Streptophyta, Magnoliopsida, Fabales, Fabaceae. Gene Ontology annotation, molecular function: sterol binding. The coding region runs from base 1 to 2451 and encodes 816 amino acids. Gene Ontology annotation, cellular component: membrane; intracellular membrane-bounded organelle; cytosol. The record is from RefSeq and is a predicted model, not a curated record.
AUGAAUCCUCUGUGCUGCAUUGCUCCGGUUUCGAUCGAUCGGGACCGGUCGAACACUGUGGUGGCGCAAUCGCAUGGUCAGUGCCAGUCAGGGGUUGAUUCGUCCGUCAGGGCGGUGAACUACGCUACAAAUUCGAGCUUCUCGACGCAGGACUCGUCGCACGGUGGGGAUUCCGGCAAGUCCUCCGCCGCUGCUGGAAAUCGCGACGGCGAUGAGGUCGUCCGCGAGCCUCGGGAUUCCAAGGUGUUCGCCGGCUGCAAUGGCGGUGGUGUCGCCGGAAGUGUGGCUGGGAUCCUUUACAAGUGGGUGAAUUACGGCAAGGGUUGGAGGUCCAGGUGGUUCGUGCUUGAAGAUGGUGUGCUUUCGUAUUACAAGAUUCAUGGACCGGACAAGAUCUCGAUGAGUCCUGCUAGGGAUAGGAGCGUGAGGGUGAUCGGCGAUGAGUCGACGAAGUAUAUUAAGAAGGCGAAUUGGAACCUGAAUCGAGUGCCUGUAGGAGGAGGCACCAAGCAAUGCAAGCCCUUCGGUGAGAUACAUUUGAAGGUUUCUACAGUUCGUUCCAGCAAGUCUGAUGAUAAGCGACUUUCCAUAUUUACUGGGACAAAAACUCUUCACUUGCGUUGUGUAUCUAGAGAAGACAGAGCCUUGUGGGUUGAGGCCCUGCAGUCUGCGAAGGAUCUUUUUCCUAGAGCUCUAACAAGUGGCGAUCUUGCAACUUCAGAAGAUAUUGCUGUUUCAACUGAGAAGCUGCGUUUACGAUUGUCACAGGAAGGCAUAAGUGAAGCAAUAAUCAAUGACUGUGAGUCUAUUAUGCUCUCUGAAGUCUCUUAUCUUCAAGGCAAGUUGAAGUUUCUUCAGCAGAAACAUUUUAUGUUGCUGGACACCUUAAAACGAUUGGAGUCGGAGAAAAUAGAGUUGGAAGCUACUGUAGUGGAUGAAACAAAGGAACGUGAGUCCUAUUGUGGACAAGGGAAUAGAAGGUUUAGUGAUUUCUAUUCUGUCAUGUCAGAGGGCAGUGCAACUGAUUCAGUAGCCGACAAUGAAAGUCAAGAUGGAGCAGAUUUUGAAACAGAUGAUGAUGAUGGAACAUACUUUGACACAAAUGAGGUUUUGUAUUCAGAUGCCUUAAGAAGUGCUUCCUACCGAAGUAGGGAAGGCAUGGGAAAUGCUAGUAUAUACGAUAGAGAUAAUAGUCUUUAUGAUGGUUUGCAUGGAUUUGAGAAGGAGAUCAAAGAUGUAAGUUAUCCAUAUGUCAAAAGAAGAGAUAACUUACCAGAGCCAAAAGAGAAAGAGAAGCCCGCCGGCCUGUGGUCAAUUAUUAAAGACAAUAUUGGGAAGGAUCUUUCUGGAGUUUGUCUCCCUGUUUAUUUUAAUGAACCACUCUCUUCAUUGCAAAAGUGUUUUGAAGACCUAGAGUAUUCAUACCUGGUUGAUAGAGCAUCGGAGUGGGGAAAACAGGGGAAUGAUUUGAUGAGAAUUAUGAAUGUUGUAGCUUUUGCUGUGUCUGGCUAUUCAUCAACUGAAGGUCGGCAGUGUAAACCUUUCAAUCCUUUGCUCGGGGAGACUUAUGAAGCUGACUAUCCAGAUAAAGGACUUAGGUUUUUUUCUGAAAAGGUUAGUCAUCAUCCAAUGAUUGUUGCUUGUCACUGUGAGGGAAGAGGGUGGAAGUUCUGGGCAGACUCCAAUUUGAAAGGAAAAUUCUGGGGGCGUUCCAUUCAGUUAGAUCCUGUGGGUGUACUCACCCUACAGUUUGAGGAUGGUGAAACAUUUCAGUGGAGCAAGGUCACCACUUCCAUAUACAAUAUCAUACUAGGUAAAAUUUAUUGUGACCACUAUGGUACCAUGCACAUCAAGGGCAGUGGCAACUACUCUUGCAAACUGAAGUUCAAAGAGCAAUCUAUCAUAGACCGAAAUCCACAUCAGGUCCAUGGGUUUGUUCAAGACAAUAGAACUGGAGAGAAGGUAGCAAUGUUAGUUGGGAAGUGGGAUGAAGCAAUGUACUAUGUCCUUGGGGAUCCAACAACAAAGCCAAAAGGUUAUGAUCCAAUGACAGAAGCUGCAUUAUUGUGGGAAAGGGACAACUAUGUUACGAAGACAAGAUACAACCUCUCUCCUUUUGCAAUUUCCUUGAAUGAAAUAAUGCCUGGUUUAUUGGGGAAGUUGCCUCCAACUGACUCAAGGUUGAGACCAGAUCAAAGAUAUUUAGAAAAUGGAGAAUAUGAGUUGUCAAAUGCAGAGAAACUUAGACUUGAACAGUUGCAGAGACAGGCAAGAAAGAUGCAGGAAAGAGGAUGGCAACCCAGAUGGUUCAAGAAGGAUGAGGAUGGUUCCUACCGAUAUAUGGGUGGCUAUUGGGAAGCAAGAGAAAAGAAUAAUUGGGAUGGAAUCCCUGAUAUAUUUGGACAUAGUUGUGAUUUACCUUCAUGUUCAGAAGAGAUUACACCCUACUGAAUAUCUUCACAGCCGUCAAAUUUCUCUUGUUUUGCUAAAUGUGAAUUUGGAUGUAGGUUAAGUUAUAAAUAGAUCCCUUCAGAGUAAGUGUUCGCGUCCUUAAAGUUUCUUC